AUGCAAGUUCUUUUACUCGGCGGUCACGGCAAAAUUGCCCUCCACCUAACGCCGCUCCUCCUCAAGCGGGCCUGGAACGUAACCAGCGUCAUUCGCAACCCCGACCAUGAAAGCGAGAUCUUAGCCUUGGGCAAGGGUCUGAAGGGCAAUAUCAAAGUACUAGUUUCAAGUCUAGAUGACGUGAAGAGUGCCUCAGACGCUCAGAAGAUUAUCGACACCGUCACGCCGGACUAUGUCGUCUGGUCAGCUGGCGCCGGCGGCAAAGGCGGACCUUCCCGAACAAUCGCAAUCGACCAAGAAGCCGCCAAACACUUCCUAACAGCCUCCUUCGCCACUCCAAGCGUAAGCAAAUUCCUCAUGAUCUCCUACCUAGGCAGUCGGCGCAACCAGCCGUCCUGGAUGCCCGACGACGAAUGGGCGGGCAUCGUGAAAACGAACACAGAAGUGCUGCCGACAUACGCGAAAGCCAAACAAGAAGCCGACGAGUACAUGACUGCGUUGGCUGCGGUUCGCAAGCGUGACCCGACCCGGCCGUUUCAGGCUAUUAAUCUGCGGCCGGGGCUUUUGACGGACCAGCCUGCGACGAGGAAGGUGGAGCUGGGGAUUACGGGGAAGGGGAGGGGGAGUGUUACGAGGGAGGAUGUGGCUAUUGUUGCGGAUGGGUUGUUGGCGAGGGCUGAUGUGGAGGGGUGGAUUGAUCUUGUUAAUGGGGAGGAGGGGGUGGAGGAGGCUGUUGAGCGGGUUGCGAGGGAGAGGGUUGAUGCUGUUGUUGGGGAGGAUGUUGAGGCCAUGGUGAAGAGGUUCUUCCCUUGA
Molecule: messenger RNA, 813 nt
Organism: Penicillium bovifimosum
Lineage: Eukaryota; Fungi; Ascomycota; Eurotiomycetes; Eurotiales; Aspergillaceae
Exons: 2
Coding region: 1-813 (270 amino acids)
Source: RefSeq, a predicted model, not a curated record